Messenger RNA from Cuscuta epithymum, 7384 nucleotides. The record is from the annotation of a GenBank genome assembly. NCBI's taxonomy places the organism in Eukaryota, Viridiplantae, Streptophyta, Magnoliopsida, Solanales, Convolvulaceae.
UGUUAGGACUUUUUCUGGUGUCCAAUCCUGAUAAAUAUCUUUGUAUUUGUGUAGCUAUUUUGUCUAGAUAUUUCAGCUAUUAUUAGACUAGCUUUCUUAGGAAGUGUGUAAAGUGUAUUAUUGGGCCCAAUCAUUAAAAGAGCCCAAUCAUGCUUAGGUCACAUCACACAUUCCCUAGGCAUAUAAAUAUUGCCUUUAAGGGAAUGUGCAAAAAGACUUUUCAGAUAUUCACGCAUACAUCUAGUCUAGUAAGAGAGAGAGCCGAUACUUCCCUUCUCGAUACCCAACUCUGUAUUUCUCGAUCAUUUUGGUAUUGAAUGGGUUAAUCUGUUUCUUCUCUACUCUAUAUUUUGGAUGAUUGUUGGAUGAAACAGGGACAAACAAUUGGUAUCAGAGCCGAGCGUGAAAUCGAUUGAAGAUCGUCUGCUGAAGAAACUGCGAAAAAUGCUUUGUUUUAUGUUUCUCGAUGUCUUCUCAUUUUUGCUCUUGUAAAUCUGUUUCUGCUAUUUCAAGUGUAAAAGUUAUACUGCUAGAAUCGCCAUCUCAAAACGAUUCAGCGGCAUAUCUUCAUUUUUCACUUUUGUAAGAUUCAGAUUUUCGAUUUCUCGAUAAUCUUAUAUCGAAAAGCAGGUUUCUCGAGGUCAGGAAGUUCAUCUCGAUUUGAAAACAGUACAGGGUGUUUCUCGCAGCAAAGGACUUUGCAGAAGAAGUUUUGGAAUUGCAAAAAUCUUUUUUUUCGGUGCAGGAUCUCGACAUCACGAUUUCGACAUCUGAGUUCUCGAAUCGAGAUUCUCGAUAUUCAUUUCUCGAUAUUUGAGUUCUCGAUAUACAGGUUUUUGAUAUAGGUUCUCGAAGCACAGGUUCACGACACACACAGGUUCUCGAAGCUUAAGUUCUCGAUAAGCAUUCUCGAAGUUCAGGUUCUCGGUAAACAACAUCGAAAACCUCUUCUCGAAGUCAGAUAUCGAAAAGGCAUUCUCGACAUUCAGGUUCUCGACAACAUCGAAAACAGCUUCUCGAAGGCGGAUAUCGAAAACCCGCGUAAAGUUUAAAAAAAAAAAGGGAAAGGACAGAGGGGCAAAAUUGUUCUUUGAGACCCGCUGAAUUUUACGGCUAUCGUGUCCGCAGGUCGCCCGCGCAGGGGGGGUGCGAAUUUUCAAUUCUGAACUGAAAGCCGGAAUUCUUGUGUGCGCGAGAGCUCCCCUAUUCUCCUUCACCUUUUAAUACUAAGGGAGGAGUGAUUCAUAUAUAAAGGCUCAAAAGUUCUCUAAGAGUUUAGGUGUGGGAAAGUUAAAAAAGUCUACUUUCCACCUUUGCUUGAAAGUGUACACUUUUCCAUCUUUCUUUUUCAAGAGCUAAUUUGAGUCACUUCAAAGUCCAAAACUCCAACACCAAAGGUGAACCUUACAACCAAAGCUUCCAAGAGUCAACCUUGAGAUUAAAAAAAAAAAAAAAAAAAAAAAAUCAAAAAAAUAAAAAAAAAAAAAAAAAAAAAAAUCUCAAGGUUAAGGCUAUUUUUCUCAAGGACCAAGUUACACUUCAAGGUCCGGAAAUUUUGCAGAAACUUCAAUCAACCUCACAUCUACGGUCAACAUUCAACAAUCAACCAUGGAUGCCUCUAAGCCUUCUUGCUCCUGUACUUGCACAGUUCAUUCUUCACAAGAGAAGGACAAUAUUAUUAAGGAGUUAAGAGACAAGUUAAACAACAACCACAAAUUCUUAGUUGAUAGUCUAGACAAAGUCAGAUCCCUGAGCAUACAAUUAGAGAAUGAGAAGGAAAUAGUUAAGAAGCGAACUUCAGAAGCAGAUAAGCUUACACAAAAAGUAGCUGAACUGGCUAAGAAGGUUUGUGACACAGAAUUAGAACGAAAUGUUGCAAAAGCUGAAAACGAGUUUCUACAUGAGAAACGAUGCAAAUUGUACACAAAAAUCAAAGAGUUGGAGGACUUACUUGCUAAGAGAGGUCAAACAGAACAAACCAUUUUCUUAAAUCAGCCUAAAGACACCACUUUCUACAAUCCCAAGGAAGGCUUAGGUUUCCCAAACCCACGCAACUUAAAGAAAGUCAAUUGUAUUCAACUGUAUGACAUUGGAUACAUGGGCUUGGGUUUGACAAAACUUAUGUCUUUCGUGGGAGCGUCAGAAACUGAUGCCGAAGAAAAGGAAAAGAGAGAAAAUAAUCCUAAGGCUGAAAUCUCGUUUGACUACACUAAACUGAAUGAUAGUUAUAAGACUAGGGAAAUUCCUUUGUCUGAUGACUAUGUAUCACUUUUUCCUCCAGCAAGUGAGUCUGAGUCAGUGUCUGUAGGGGAAGAAAAAUCUGUUUCUGAAAAACCUGAAACCGAAAAUGUUUAUAUUCCAAAGAUCAUCUGUAAAAUUGCAGACUUGCACAAAUCUUUGGAAACUGAAAGAGAGGUUUUCAAAACAGAAAAGGAACAACUUUUAAAUGAGAUUUCUCUUCUAAAAAAUGCCCCUAGUGCAGACACAACCUCUACCUCCUCUCGUGUUUCAAAAAGUGUUUUCAAAGAUAGUUCAAGUUCAAGCUCUCAGUCGUUUAGCUCUGUCACACACCAUUCUUCUCGGACUUUUUCUAAUAACUCUAAAUUUGUGUUUUCUCAUUCUAGAGAUGAGGUUAGAAUGCCUGAGAAACCUAAGCAAAAGGCUAAAGCUUCUAAACCUCAUUGUGAUGUGAAUGAUGGCAAAUCGAAAAAGAAAAGAUUUGAAGCUUCAACCUAUACUGUUUGUGAUGGUGUUUGUCUGACUUAUCCCCUCAAGGUUUAUUCAGCUAAACACCUGAAACGGUUAUCAAGGGAGAAAAUCUUUACUUCUCGGAAAUCUGUUCCAUCAUUCACCAGCGCUGAAAAUUCUCAUACACCUGCAAUAACUCAAAAAUGGGUUCCUAAAUCAGAAUCCCAGUCAUAUAGCUCUCCAAAAGCUUCAAAAGAGACUGGUUUAGGAACUAAAAUAAAGCAAAAAUUUCAAAAUUUGUUUUGUGCUAAAAGGGAUGGACCCACCUUGAAAUGGGUACCAAAGGUUUCUUAACCUUUUGCAGGUCCGUCAUGUGUGGUAACUGAUCAGAUUGCUCCACACGCAUGGCGGGUUUGAAGACGAGCUGUGAGCAAUCAACUGGUGCACAUUAUGAAGGGGAGUAUUGGCAUGUAUACUACCUCAACGAGCUGAAAAUCAAGAAAUGCACACCUCAACGCCAACACAUGCCAAGAACAAACAACAAGUGCUUAUUCUGAGGGGGAAUGUUUCUUUUUCACUCCUCCUGGUGCCUAACAACGAAGAAAGCACAUUCCAAGGGGGAGUUUUCCACUUUACUCCCUGGGUGAUCAACAACACCUUAAACAUUCUGAGGGGGAGUUACAUUUUUCUCCUCCUGACGCCAAUCAAGGAUCAAUGCAAGACAACCCAAGAAAGUCAUAAGCGAAUCAGCUAAAGUCCCCCAGGUGUAUCUCCAGCAAUUUUGGGUAACACUUGUCAAGGACGCUGAUGAGGAUGAUAAUGAGAUAGAUGACGUGCUGACCGCCACUAUCAAGGACACCAAGGUCAUGAUUACCAAAGAGUUGAUGCACCAAGUGCUGCACUGGCAAACACACCGGCUUCGACUAGUGCAACAUCUACCAUUUGAUUGUCUUCCAUGAUGGUUUUCACUACUGGUGUGACGCUUCUCCAAAACAACUCCAUCCAUCCACUGAAGACUACCAACGGAGAACGUCAGCAAGUAUCUCCAAAAGAUGACUAAGGAUUCAACGCUUGUACCUCUCUUAAUACCAGUGUCUCUGUUGCAGUUAGCUGAUCCGAAUGAUCCAUCUGUCCGACACUACUGCCAGAAGAAUAGCACUAUACUCCCUAUGGCUCAGAUAAACCCCCCUGAGCCUACCCAAGGGAGUCAGCCGAGCGCAAGUGAGGGUCCUGAGAGUUCAACCCAGCCACAUAGACCAGUGGCGGUUCGGCCCCAUGAUGAUCAGACUACGUCUGCUGAGGGCCACCCCCGAGUUGCUGAGGAGACUACCUAUGACUCGUCUAGCGCAGCCAGACCAUAAAACGCUGAUGAUGAGGACUCCGGGAGCAAGGCUGAAAAGAGCGACAACAAGAAGGGUGGUGAGGACGACAAUCAUGCGGACAACAACGCAAAGAAAGCCAGGAAAGCUCAGGUACAAAAAUGUUGAUUCAAUAUCAAGCUUCCUACGGCUGCAGAUGAAGGGGAGUCUUACUUGAGAAAGAAUACUUAAGGACAGAUUACCAGUGAGACUCGCUCUAAAUAACAUCAUGAUGUCCUCUCUUCAUCACUCACUCCUACACAAAGAGUGCAAACAUCAAGAAGCCUAGCUGAAGAAACCUAGAUGUUACAAACCGGGCUAACCCCAUAGGCACAGAGACUGAUCUUUUCAGUCUCCGGGUAGAAGACGCAGCAUCCAGCCCAACUGCGCAUACACAAGCCUCCCCUAGCCACUCUGCUACCUCCCAAUAGGUAGUAGUUUCAAUAUCAGGGGAUCUCAUACCCACCUCUCCGCCCCCUUUCGGAGCAGUCGAGGAUAUCUAUAGUGACCAUCAGCCCUAGGUCACUACCCCUCCUUCUACCACUUUGUGUCUAGGUGUCACCCUCCAAAAUUUUCCAAUUUUUCUAGGACAUGUACACUUUUCACACCACCGCACUCUACAGGUCCACUCUACCUGUCAACAACGAUUGGAGAUACUUCAAUGAUGAUCGGAAGUCCUGCUGCUCAACAGAUAACUCAAUCAUUAUAUGCAGGCCACACACCGGUUAUCUUUACCAAUGUUGUGACAACGGUUACUACCCCUGUAACCGGAAACCCUGACCCUACCGACCUUUCUGUCAUUCUGCAGCGCUUCUUGGAUUCCACCAUUAAGCCAUGGGUGCACGAAGCAAUAACCGCUUAGGCACAGGAAUUCAGGACCACCCCGACGCUUCUUAAUGACAUCAUCCAAACUCUAACUCAACCCUCAUCCUCCCACUCCCAAUAGCAACUCACUCCAAUCCUUACCCUAUCCCAUUUGACCAUUUACCAUGCCGUUCGAUGACCUAGCAUCCAUUAUGCCAGCGAGAAUUCUGGAAAUCAAAGAAGCUCCACUCAUUGACAAACAAAGAGCUCUUAUUGUGGUACUUGAAACCUAAAGCACAUGCAAUGACAGUCUCCGCGGUCACAAACGUUCACAUGAGGACCCUGAUUAUUCGGCUCCUCAUGAGGGGGAGACUAAGAGGCAACGGAUACUCGAGCAUGGUGCUUCAUCUAGCCAAUAACCCCAACCUGAACCCUCAAACAACCAAGCUAAAUGCAAGAAUUCUCUCGAGGAUGCAGAUUUUGAGGGGGAGUUUUCAAUGUUCUCCUCCCAAGCGCCAAUUAUCAUCAAAGGCAUCCUACUGAGUGCUACAGUUGAGGGGGAGUACAAAGAGAAAAGAGCAAAGAGAAAUGAGAGACAAGUCCCAAUGGCUUAGUAAACCCAACUAAGCCUACCCAAGGGGCAAAGCCGAGAGUGCGUGGGUAACUGAGUGAACACUAUGAGAGUGAGGAAGCAGAAGGCUCUUGUGAGCGAGAAAACAAUAAUCAAUGACAUGUCUGCUACCUCAAUUGCGCUUUCAAUUGAGAGAAUUACUCCCAGUCACUCAAAUAAUCCGGACAAUUCCCCAUAGGUUCAGGACUGAAUUUAUUCAGAUCCCGGGUAGAAGUCGCUGCAUUUUGUCCAAACGGCGCAUGCACAACCCUACCCUAGACCACUCACUUGUCUCCCAACAGACAUGUGCUUAAUCAUAUUUCACGGGGAACCUCAUCUAUUAUUAUUGUCUCCUUCCGAGGCAAGUGAUACUGACUACAGUGGCCUCAGCCCCAUGCCACUGAACUUUCAUUGAUCACGUCGUGUCUAGUUAUCUCACUCCCAAAUGUUUUGAAUUUUUUUUAGGACACAGACACUUUUUAGAGUCAGCUGCAGGUCUUCAUGACCCGCGAGAACUUCCAUAGGGCUCAUCUACUUUAGAUGUAGACCAAUGAUUGGAAGGAAGUCCUGCUAUUGCAACAUAGAAAUCACCAACAUGUUCAGGCCAUCGCUCUAGAGUUUAUCUCUAUAGUGAUGAUAACGGGUGUCUACGCGACCCCGGGGGGCUACCACUUUCUUUGCUGAUCUUUAUGAUUAUGCCAUAACAACUAGAGUGACAUCUACUUCAGAUGCUUCACAAUGACUGGUUGGAAGUCCUGUUAGAACUUUAUUGCUUCUAUCAUUUUACACAGGCCACACAUCGGUGUUUACAUUGAUGUUGUGAUAACGGAACACUAUGGUGUCUCCGGUUUUUAUCUUAUCUUCUUUCCUUUUAGUUUUUGUUAUCCAGAAUAAAAGAAUAAAAGCAUGACGUCCCGAUUCAUCGGAUCGUCAUGAGGGGGAGAAUGGUCCACAUGCUGUUUACUAUCAACAAAUCAUUCUUGGACACAUCUCUCCUCCAACACAAAUCAAAAGACGGAUCUCUACUCUCUCAAAUCAUCAAGACUGCCAAGUCAGCUUCAAAUCAAACAGUCAGCUACACUCAGAGUUAACCAUAUCUUUCCGCUGUGCCACCGACGAGAUCUCCUCAACAAAAAACAAUCUUUUUCCGCUGUGCCACCUACAAAUUGAAGGAGAUAGAGGCCGGGUAAUCAAAUUCUGAAAAUGAAUCCCAUGCGUGCCUGGAAAUCAUCAGAACAUUCAUUCCAGAGGCGUCAUCGGACUUAAUUCAAGCUGAUCAAGAGCAACUUCUGGAAGGCAAGGACUACAUGCAAGAUACUGAAGAUUCUUCAACUCCCUGACAUCAAAGAACAAAUUGCCAUGAAGACAUCAAAGGGGAGAUUGAAAGGAUUUCUUCAAAAAUCCUUCUUUAGAAGCUGAGUUCAACACAAAGACAAAGGAAGCUGAGCUGCACUGAAGAUCAAGACAAAAGAGGAUCAACUCAACCAAUCUUAACUACGCUCUCCUCUACAUUGCUGAAUAAACACAAAGACAAAGAUAUUCGCGCUACAAUGCUGAUUGAACAUGAUUGAACACCAAGGGGGAGAUUGUUAGGACUUUUUCUGGUGUCCAAUCCUGAUAAAUAUCUUUGUAUUUGUGUAGCUAUUUUGUCUAGAUAUUUCAGCUAUUAUUAGACUAGCUUUCUUAGGAAGUGUGUAAAGUGUAUUAUUGGGCCCAAUCAUUAAAAGAGCCCAAUCAUGCUUAGGUCACAUCACACAUUCCCUAGGCAUAUAAAUAUUGCCUUUAAGGGAAUGUGCAAAAAGACUUUUCAGAUAUUCACGCAUACAUCUAGUCUAGUAAGAGAGAGAGCCGAUACUUCCCUUCUCGAUACCCAACUCUGUAUUUCUCGAUCAUUUUGGUAUUGAAUGGGUUAAUCUGUUUCUUC